GGGCCGCGGGAGCUCCGGGCGGAGCGCGCGGGCUGCGCGGCCGCGGGCCGUUCUCCGUGCGCCGGGCCCGAGGCGUGCCGCGCUCCCCGUGGCCGCGUGGUCGGCGCGGGAACCCCACGGGCAGGAUGGAGGUGGCGACUCGCUCCCAGAUCCCCAAAGAGGUGGCUGACAUCUUUAACGCCCCCAGUGAUGAGGAAGAGUUCUUUGGGUUCCAGGAUGACGUUCCCAUGGAAACGCUCUCCUCCGCAGAGAGCUGUGAGAGCUUCAACUCACUGGAGUCAGGGAAGCAGCAGGAUGUGCGUUUUCAUUCCAAAUACUUCACUGAAGAGCUGAGACGGAUUUUUAUCGAAGACACGGACUCGGAGAUGGAAGAUUUUGAAGGAUUUACCCAGAGUGAGCUGAAUGUGACGAGUAACCCAGAAGCAAUGCUUCCAGAGUCCGGCGAGAGUGAGGAGGAGAAAGCCCCUUCAGUGAGUGAGGAGGAGGAGGCAGAGGAGGAGGAAUGCAGCGAGGAGAAGGAGGCCACCCCACGACGAGGGAGACGGAGAAGCAGCAGUGUGGGGCUUCGAGUGGCCUUUCCCUUCCCCACCAAGAAAGCGGCGAAAAAACCAGACAAGGACAGUUCUUCUGCCUCCACGUUUUCAAGUUCGUGCUUCCAGGACGAUAAAAACGCAGUGCUUGGGAGGAAGAAAAGUUGCCGGCAGGGGAACCGGGGGGACGAGUCUGCCUCCGAGUCGGAGGACGAGUCUCGAGACGGGGCCCAGGAGAGCUCAGACGCUCUGCUGAGGAGGAGCACGAACAUCAAGGAGAACAAGGCCAUGCUCGCGCAACUCUUGGCGGAACUGAACUCCAUGCCAGAUUUCUUCCCUGUGCGCACCCCGACCUCGGCCACGAAGAGGAAGACGUCCCGGCGGGCCUUCUCCGAGGGACAGCUCCCCCGGCGCAUGAACCCCACACGGAGCGCACGGCCCCCCGAGAAGUUUGCACUGGAGAACUUCACAGUCUCGGCCACCAAGUUCGCAGAAGAGUUUUAUGGUUUCAGGAGGAGGAAAACCAUCAGUGGGGGGAGAUGUCAGGGGUACAGACGACGCUGCCGGAUAUCUUCAUUUCGGCCCGUGGAGGAUAUCACAGAAGAGGAUUUAGAAAAUGUGGCCAUCACUGUCCGAGAUAAGAUCUAUGACAAAGUCCUUGGCAACACUUGCCACCAGUGCCGUCAGAAAACCAUUGAUACCAAGACGGUGUGUCGGAACCAGGGCUGUGGCGGCGUGCGCGGGCAGUUCUGUGGGCCGUGUCUGCGGAACCGCUAUGGGGAGGACGUGAGGUCUGCGCUGCUGGACCCGGACUGGAUGUGUCCCCCUUGCCGCGGAAUUUGCAACUGCAGCUACUGUCGGAGGCGCGAUGGCCGCUGUGCCACUGGGAUCCUCAUUCACCUGGCCAAAUUCUACGGUUAUAAUAACGUGAAAGAGUAUCUGGAGAGCUUACAGAAGCAGCUGGUAGAGGACAAUUGAGGACCAGCCACUUCAGCAGGGAGAGAACAUGCCAUACCGUUUGUGCCUGAGAUUUCCUGCAAGUUUCUUUCCCGCCCUCCCCUACACAGAAAGUCUCUGUAGUACUACUACUUUUUAGAAGCUGUUAAUAUGCAUGUAGAUGCUUAUAAAGAUUUCUCAGGAAGUCCGCACCGCAGUCUCUAUGCAGACCUAUAGACACAGACCUGUUUGAUUAUUGAAAUGUUAAAAGCAGAUGAUUAAAAUGCACAGUUCCAAUGUAUUGGAGGUAAAGUGGGUUUUCGAGAAAGCAUUGUAUAAACAAAAAAGCUCUUGCCUUUGAACACUGGUUAAUUAUAUUUGUUGCCUUGAUCUUUUUUAUGUCCCGCACAGCAAACCUGGGCCCAGUUUCUACUGAGGUGUCCUAGCCCCUUUCGUUUCAUCUCUGACCAGCCAGGGACCACGCAGUCCCAGUCACCU
Sorex fumeus (smoky shrew) is the source of this 1964-nucleotide messenger RNA. It is a transcript of the gene CDCA7L, whose product is annotated as cell division cycle associated 7 like. The record is from RefSeq and is a predicted model, not a curated record. Gene Ontology annotation, cellular component: nucleus. The transcript is spliced from 10 exons. NCBI's taxonomy places the organism in Eukaryota, Metazoa, Chordata, Mammalia, Eulipotyphla, Soricidae. The coding region runs from base 126 to 1508 and encodes 460 amino acids. Gene Ontology annotation, biological process: regulation of DNA-templated transcription.